This is a messenger RNA of Cheilinus undulatus (humphead wrasse), 3206 nucleotides long. Its product is annotated as growth arrest-specific protein 7-like. The coding region runs from base 195 to 1616 and encodes 473 amino acids. Gene Ontology annotation, biological process: actin filament polymerization; neuron projection morphogenesis. The record is from RefSeq and is a predicted model, not a curated record. The transcript has 14 exons. Gene Ontology annotation, molecular function: actin filament binding. Gene Ontology annotation, cellular component: actin filament; plasma membrane; cytoplasm. Lineage: Eukaryota; Metazoa; Chordata; Actinopteri; Labriformes; Labridae.
UCUGUUUACUGUCAGUGUGGAGAAGAAGAGGAGAGCUGGAGGUGGUGGAGGAGGAGAACCUGUCCACAAACUUCUCUCAAACUUUACCUACACGAGCACAAACUCUGGAUUAAACCCUUCACGUGCGCCUCGAAGUUUGCUGUCCCUCCACGAGGAGCGCGUCGGAGUGUCCCCCCAUCCUCCUGUCCGUGGAAAUGUCUGGGUGUUUCUGUAAGAGCCUGUACCCGUUCAGCGGGGAGCAGCACCAGCAGGGUCUCAGCUUCCAGGCUGGGGAGAUCAUCAAGGUGGUCCAAGCUCUGCCCGGAGGCUGGUGGGAGGGCGAGAGGGACGGGGAGAGGGGCUGGUUCCCCUCCAGCUACGUCCAAGUCCUCGAGAGGACAGCCUCACUGAGUCAGCUCCCCAUCGAGGACCUCAGAGACCCCCUCCCUCCUCAGUGGAGAUGCUACAUGUCUCCACAAGGGCGGCGAUACUACGUCAACACGGUCAACAAUGAGACGACAUGGGAGAGACCGUCCAGUGCUCCUGGGACCCCAAAGACCCCCCUUCGACACAAGAACUCCCUCCCUGCAGUGAAUGGAUUUCACUCAGGUGGGAGCCCGUUGCAUCAUGUGGAGAAUUCACACAACAGCGUGGUGAGGAAGAGCAGCAUGGAGCCACAGAGCCCGGGAUCAACGUCGCCCACCAGGAAGCAGAACAAGGAGACCACGGUCACGAUAAACUGUGUGACGUUCCCUUCACUGGCCGUCGUUGAGCAGCAGCUACUGAAACCGGACGAGUGGAGCUACUGUGACUACUUCUGGGCCGAUAAGAAGGAUCCUCAGGGAAACGGCUCCAUCAGCGGGUUUGAAGUGCUGCUGCAGAAACAGCUGAAGGGGAAACAGAUGCAGAAGGAGAUGGCCGAGUUCAUUCGAGAAAGGAUAAAGAUAGAAGAAGAAUACGCCAAGAACCUCUCCAAGCUCUCACAGAUCCCCCUCGCCAGCCAGGAGGAAGGGACGCUUGGAGAGGCCUGGGCUCAGCUGAAGAAGAGUCUGGCAGACGAAGCUGAAGUUCAUCUGAAGUUCUCCUCAAAGCUGCAGAGUGAAGUGGAGAAACCGUUCCUGACCUUCAGGGAGAAUUUCAAAAAGGACAUGAAGAGGUUUGAUCACCACAUCGCUGAUCUGAGGAAACAUCUGGUCGGACGCUACGCUGCCGUGGAAAAGGCUCGUAAAGCGCUCGCCGACCGGCAGAAGGAACUGGAGCUGAAGACGCAGCAGCUGGAGAUCAAACUCAGCAACAAGAUCGAAGAAGACAUCAAGAAGGCCCGCAGGAAGUCCACCCAGGCAGGAGACGACCUGAUGAAAUGUGUGGACCUUUAUAAUCAGUCCCAGUCCAAAUGGUUCGAGGAGAUCGUCACCACCAGUCUGGAGCUGGAGCGUCUGGAGGUGGAGCGGGUGGAGAUGAUCAGACAGCAUCUGUGUCAGUACACCACACUGAGACAUGAGACGGACAUGUUCAACCAAAGUACGAUGGAGCCGGUGGACCAACUGCUGCAGUGCGUGGACCCGGCCAAAGACCGAGAGCUGUGGGUGAAGGAGAACAAGACGGGAGAGAUCAGACCGGUGGACAUCGAGAUCUGACCUCAUAGGAUGGACUGGGACAUAAAUCCUGGUCUAGGAUUGUAGCCCCGCCCCCCAUGACUCGCCCAGGACUCCUUAAAGAGAGAAGGAGGAUCGGUCAGCGCUGGCUGCAGCCUGCUGACGGUCCCGUUCAUGAAGCAAUGGAUGAAGAUGUCAUUUUUCUGUUCUAAACGCUGAGCCGGCAGGAGGCCGGCAGCGACACGUGUGAAUAAAACGGCGAAAGCAGCGGCGACUUUAACACCUGGACAUGUUGAACAGCUUUAUGUGAUGCAGCUGUGUGUUUGUGCUUUGCUCUGUGAGGUCGCUGACUGAGGAACAAAAAAGAUUUAACAGAAGCUGCUGAGCAAAACGCAUCCUUGACCCCAGAGUGUUAGAAUAUUGUGGAUUCAGAUUAGACUGCAGGGGUUUGAUACUAAUAUGACCACGUAUUGGCUGUUUGUUAAGCCCCGCCCCCCUGGUACAGUUCAGAUGUAAAUGCACUGAAAUAAAGAACAAAAUGACAAGUGUCUCCAUCAGAUUUACAACCCUAACGUGAGGGGAAUUCAGUCCUUUUUGGACAAUUUUUCACCUUCUGUCGUCUUUUUACUUCCCCAUCAGAAGUUUACAGAAAAACUACACGUCUGUAGCCAUGAGGAUGUUGCAGAUCUAUUUCUUGAGCAUGUUUAAAGGAAAAAUUGCCUACACCUUUUAAAUCUAGCGCAAAACCAUUUAGUUCUUUCUGGUAAUGUUUGGAUAAUGGGGACAGCACAUGUCAUCACUGGUUAAAACAACUGGUAACUUUUAUUUUUCAUAUUUUUGCUUUAAUUGAGUACAUUUAGAGCUUAGACAUUUAAACUCUAUAGAUAAUGUUUUAUUGAGAUAAAGUUUCUUUAGCACUUUUUAACAGACAAGCAGUUGGUUGUGAGGCAUUUUGUUGUUAGGAGGGAGCAUGCAGAAAUCAAAAACUGAGCAGAAUCGGGGUUAUGCAUGCAUGUUUUUGUUUCUAACUGCAGGUCUGCUGCUGUCCUUUAAAGCUGCUCUGAUCACCCACUGUCCCGGCCAGUCAGACCCUCUUUGUGUUGAUGUGACAGCAUGAACACAACCUGAAUUUAAAACCUUUCAGAAUCAUUUUAAAUGGUUUGGUUGCAGGUAAAUAUCACUCUGAAGUUCACAUCCAAAUUAACCACACAGAUGCUCCAUGGCUUUCACUCUGCAUCCGCUUUUUUUAAUUUGACACAUCGGCUUUGUUUGUUUUUAAAACCCCGUUCAUCACAUGGUCAUCUGAAUGUUCAAGGCUCGCCCUGCUCCCCUAUCCAGGUGAGGAUGUGCAGUCUUCAUUCAAAAAUGUUAUUUUCCUUCAUUGGUUUAAGAAAAUAAACGCUCUUUACUGUCAAUGUCUCGUUCAACCUAAAGUCCCAAACAUCCUGAAUCAUCCAACAGUUCAAUGAUUAUAAACAUGAAGCUGCACGGCUUUAUUUUGGUAAUCAGAGACGUGUGGUUCAGUGUUAAUUUCCUCAACUAAAACUCUGACUAAAACUAUUCGUUGACAGCCUUUUUUUCCAUGACAAAAACUAGACAAAGGCUAACAAAGAUAGAUCUGUGAUGACUAAA